This is a messenger RNA of Closterium sp. NIES-67, 2489 nucleotides long. The record is from the annotation of a GenBank genome assembly. NCBI's taxonomy places the organism in Eukaryota, Viridiplantae, Streptophyta, Zygnematophyceae, Desmidiales, Closteriaceae.
CUCCUCACUCACCAUUCCAGACAAGCACCUGUCACUCACCUGUUCCCUUCACUUCUCCAAGCAGGGGAGCAGGUGUGGGACAAGCUUCACUACUCCUAGGCUGUCAGUCAGACGAGCUGCAUGUGCUGCACGCUUUUCUCACUCACACCCACCUACGCCGCUUCCUUCGUACCUGCUGAUUUUCCUUGUGAAACGCCAGAGGCACCUCACGUAGCGCAGCUCUGUUCGUCCCGCCAUGGACCGCUUUCUUUCGACCAAUGAGCGGUCCAACUACCCGCCAACCGGCGACCGGCCGUUACACGUGCUGUCGGACGACUCUUCCACGUCAACCACGCCUUUCGCCAACGACGACCGCCUCGGCUCCUUCGCUUCCUCCACCUCCUUCCGCGAUAACCACAACUCGUCGCUUCGUGGCUCCUUCGCCGAUUCCUCCGCUCAAUUACUGCCUAUGGCGGCACCUCCUACCGAGCCGCCGCCAUCCUUCGCCGCGCGGAAAGAAGCCGAGACGCGGAAAGGAAGCAAGCCGUCGGGUAAUCUCUCUGCAGUAGCCGAGCGGAGCGACAGCCACGGGACAUGCAAUAGCGGGGACGACGAGGGCGGCGGCGAGCACAAUGACACUAAGAGCCGGUCGACGUGUCAAUGCGUGUGCAUCGCGCGGAAGGGCCCGCCUUGGUGCAACGGGCUGGUCGUUCUCCCGUUCUACCUCCCCCAGGAAUGGCGCGAGCCCAUGGCGAAAGCCGCGGAGGCCCUUAGGCACCCCAUCGCCAUCGCGACGCUGGUGAUGAUCGGCAUGCUCACCGUCUCCGGCGCGCUGCUCUUCUUCACUCUCACCGGCAUGUGGAAGGCUUUCGGCGGGACGGAGGAGAAGCUGUGGUUCGAGUUCUCGAAUCAGGUUCUUAACGGCGUGUGCACGCUUAGUUGCCUCGUCAUGCAUCCGCUCCGGUGUUACUACGUCGUGCGGUUGAUUCGCUGGAGCCCCAUCGACGUCGCCAGCCUUCGUGCGCUGCUGUCGGCGGCGGGCGCGUUCGUCGCGAAGCCGAACGAGCGGCGACACAUGGCCGUCGUGCUGACGCUGCUGCAACUCAACUGCAUCUUCCAAUACGCGAUAGAGGUCAUUCUCUGGACAAUCCCCGAGCCGCAGCGACCCGUACCCCUUAUAGCCUUCCUCGUUUGUAUCGCUCUCGGCUCGCCGUUCACAGCAGGCUUGUACUGCAUCUUCAGCCCUCUAGGAUGGGCCACGGCUGACCCGCCCGUUCGGAAGAGCUUUAGAAGCUUCGGGAGGAGUAGCGCGGGGUCGCAGAAGUCCGUGAGCGAGUCGCAGAGAUCCGCAGGCGAAUCGCAGGGAGCGAAAGCGACGCCGUGCCCGCUGUGCGACGGGGUGUUAGCAGGCGAGGGGAAGAUGGAGGUCGUGGUGGUGGCGGAAGGACAGGCGCACGGGGACGCGGGGAAGCAGCGCACGGGGGUGGUGCGCGGGGAGGAGCAGCAGUGCGCGGUAACGGAGGAGCUGCCACUGGCGGAAGGCGGAAAGCUGCCCGCGCGGAGGCGGUUUGGGGAAUACGAGGAGAUAGUGGCGCAAGAGGGGGAGAGGACGCUUCAGGAGCCGAAGCAGUGGCGGAUCCCGGUGUGGCGGCCGGACGGGGAGAGGCGUGAAUGGCAGGGGUCGGUGUUUGACUGCUGUACUGGCGGGUGGUGCAGUGCGGUCAGCGCCACGCUCUGCUGCUUCUGCGUGCACGCGCGGCACGUGGAGCGAGCUGGGUUCGGCAACUGGAUCGUUCACACCGCCAUGUUCAUCUUCUUUCUCUUCGGCCCGAUCGUGAUCUUCACUAUGGGUGCUCGCAACACCCCGAACGGCGUCAUGCAGUGGUUCGUGUUCAGCCUGGGCGUGCUGGGGAGCGUUCUCGGGGCGACGUACGGCGGGUACUGGCGGUGGAAGGUGCGGCGGACGUUCCUGCUGCCAGAGCAGGAGUGGUGCUGCGGGCACAAGGCGCUGACGGACUUUGCGGCGUGGUACGUGCUGCCCUGCUGCUCGCUGUGCCAAGAGAUGCGCACCGUGCGCCACUACAGCCUCCACAUGCUCGUACACCUGCCGGACCAGGGGGGGGAGGAGAGAGGGACGGGGGGGCAGGGGCAGGGGCAGGGGAAGGAGAGCAAGGUAGAAGGGGCGGUGAAUGGGUGCCAAGGGUGCAGAGCAGGGAAGGCGAUGGAAGGAGGUGCCAGGGAGGCAGCCAUGCUAGCACCGGUGUGUGUGACCAUGGAGGAAGGCGGGAUGCGAUGAGAGAGGGGAUGGGAGGAGGUGGGACUAAGGGUGGAUAGGGGUGGAGGAAGAAACCUUGAUGUGAAUAUUUUCUGUACCAUUCAUUUCUUUGAGGUUGUGGGGUGAUUGCUACAUCUCUAGGUUACCUUCUAACUGCAUUUUCUGUUCAUGACCUUGUGUGGUUCUGGAGAUGGUCUGUAGGGUGUACAGCAUUUCCGUUAGCUUAGUACUACAC